Messenger RNA from Drosophila novamexicana, 1251 nucleotides. Its product is annotated as zinc finger protein 544. The transcript is spliced from 4 exons. Gene Ontology annotation, cellular component: nucleus. Lineage: Eukaryota; Metazoa; Arthropoda; Insecta; Diptera; Drosophilidae. Gene Ontology annotation, molecular function: RNA polymerase II cis-regulatory region sequence-specific DNA binding; zinc ion binding; DNA-binding transcription factor activity, RNA polymerase II-specific. The record is from RefSeq and is a predicted model, not a curated record. Gene Ontology annotation, biological process: regulation of transcription by RNA polymerase II. Bases 55 to 1053 code for a protein of 332 amino acids.
AUCGCCAAUUCAAGCUGAAGUAAAAAUAAUAAAAAUAUUUAAAGUAAUUGUAUAAUGGCAACAACUGAGCUCUUAAUGGACAUUGCAGCCGUGUGUAGAAUUUGCCUACAGGACAGCGAUACACAUAUGGUAUCCAUCUACGAGCGCGAUGAGGAGCACCAUGGUGUCUCCAUAUGUGAGAAAAUUGAAAACUGCAGCGGGAUUACGAUGGUACGCACCUCAGAGCUGCCCACCCGCAUUUGCUUGAAAUGUCGCGCGUUUCUAACGCUGGCGCACAAAUUCCGACAGAUUUGCCGGCACUCAGAUAAUUUCUUGCGCGAAUACAUAUGCAAAGAACUAAGAGAUGAGGAGAUAGAAACGCUGCAGCAGCAGGUUGUAGAUGCACCGGCAGCACAAACGUACGAACAAUUGGAAGUGGAGGUUCUGGAAGAAGGCACUUGGUGCAAUGACGAACUGAUCGAAGAAGUGCCCACCAAUCUUGUGCCUGAAGUGGAAACAAAUGUCAUAUUGUUGCCAGCCGAAGAGACUGUGCCCACACACGCAUCCGCUGGCAAGCCACAUGUUUGCGACAUUUGUGGAAACAGUUAUCCACGCAAGAGCACACUCGACACGCACCUGCGACGACACAACAAUGAACGACCAUAUGAGUGCGAAAUCUGCCAAAAGUCAUUCCAUGUCAACUAUCAGCUAAUGCGGCAUAUUCGCCAGCACACAGGCGCUCGACCCUAUAGCUGCCAAUAUUGUCAGCGCAGUUUUACUGAUCGCACAUCUUUAGUCAAGCAUGAACGCACCCAUCGCAAUGAACGUCCCUAUGCGUGCGGAACCUGUGGCAAGUCUUUUACGUAUGCCAAUGUGCUGAAGGUGCACUACAAAACGCACACCGGCGAGAAGCCACACAUAUGCAGACUGUGCAACAAAAGCUUUGCACGCCAUCACAAUUUGGUGGCUCACCUCCAUACGCAACAGCAUAGCAACGAUCCCCGCACCUCUGCCUAUUUACAAACGCUCAAGGCCAUCAACGCUGGCAGCAAUGUAGCUGCAGAGAAUUUUUGAAAGUAUCACAGGUGUCUAAUCUAAUAAGAAACGGCAAGAACGUGUAUCUUUGUUUACUAACGAUUAUUUUUCGAUAUACUCCCAUACGAUUGAGACCUUCAGUUCUGAUGGGAGCUAUAUAAUAUAUCUAUUGAGGUCUCUGCUUUGAAAAUUUGAUGAGAAAAAUGUUUCUGUUAAAUGCAUUAAAUUUAAGAUAAU